Molecule: messenger RNA, 476 nt
Organism: Paramecium primaurelia
Lineage: Eukaryota; Ciliophora; Oligohymenophorea; Peniculida; Parameciidae
Source: the annotation of a GenBank genome assembly
AAUGAUACCAAAAUUGUGGAACAAAUAUGGAACUAAGAUCUAUGACCAAUUUACUAGAGACAUACUUUAAUAAGAUUAAGACUAAAGAAAAAUAUGUAGAAGCCAAAUGAGAUCCAACAACCUAAAAGAGAGAGAGACAAUCCAGAUAGACAUAGAAGUUUUCUACCUUUGUUCUUUUCCAGUUGAGCCAAAUUAUCAAUAUUUCUUGAGAACCAUGUGGUCUACCCCAUUAGACAAGACUUAAGAUAGAAGACAGCAAAAUUUCUUUACCAAGGAGAAAAGACUAGACUAUUUCAGAAUUCCCAACAUUCUCUUCUAAGAAAUAAGAUUCCUUUUUCAGAAUGAUUUCUUUACUUCCAGAUUGACUUGAUACCCCAGAUCAACAAUUCAGACUCAGACUAAUCUUUCUAAGAUCCCUUUUCCUUAUAAUUUACAGACCUACAUAUUACGAAGAUUAAAUAUUGUGGACCAAUCUC